Molecule: messenger RNA, 1052 nt
Organism: Chironomus riparius
Lineage: Eukaryota; Metazoa; Arthropoda; Insecta; Diptera; Chironomidae
Source: the annotation of a GenBank genome assembly
GUGUAAUAUAAGCUUUUAAUAAAUAAACAUGGGAUUUUUCGAAAUAAUUGGAUUUGCUGUCAUUUUGUAUUAUACAGUUCAAGUAAUGCUAUGGAUAAUACUUGACUGUGACAUUAUGUUGUACUUUAAGACACAAUGGGGAAAGCCUAUAACUAUAUUAAAAGGCAAGGUUGUGUGGAUUACAGGAGCAAGUUCGGGAAUUGGUAGAGAACUUGCUAAACAAUUAUCUAAAAAUGGAAUUCGACUAGUAUUAAGUGGAAGAAAUAUUAAAGAUUUAGAAGCAGCAAAAGUCGAAUGCAUGAAUUUCUCCAAAGGUCAAUUAAAAUCAAAAGACAUUCUAAUCCUUCCGUUCGAUAUGCUCGAUCUGGAUUUUCAUCAUGAGGCAUUUAAACGAGUAAUAACUCACUUUGGAGAUUUUCAUAUUUUAGUCAAUAAUGCUGGAAGAUCACAAAGAGCAGAAUGGAAUAAAAUUGACAUGAAUGUUGAUCGAGAAUUAUUUGAGCUAGAUGUAUUCUCAGUGGUUCAUUUAUCUCGAAUCGCUGUUACAUACUUUGAAACGAACAAUAUUAAAGGACAGUUGGCUGUAACAAGCUCAGUAGCUGGAUUGUUUGGCGUACCCAAUUCUGCUUCUUAUACUGGUGCCAAACAUGCUUUACAUGGAUAUUUUGAAGCACUAAGAACAGAAAAGAGAAUUAUCAAAGUCAAUCUCUUUUGUCCAGGUCCAACUUUUUCUAAUUUUCUCCAAGAAUCUUUUGUAGAAACACAAGGAGACAAAUAUAAUCAGCGUGUUAGUAGCACAGAUCGCCGAAUGUCAACAGAAAGAUGUGCAUAUUUAUUUGCAGUGGCUCUAGCAAACAAUAUUAAUUUAUCAUGGUCUGGAAUUUUCCCGAUUAAUAUGAUUCUUUAUGUUGGAUUAUACUAUCCAAACAUAGCAAAUAUAUUAAUGUCAAUGGGAGUGUCAAAAUUAUUUGGAAAAGUUCGAGACUCACGUUAACUCGUUAAAUGUUUUAGAAAUAAUUAGCUUUUAAAAUUAAAACAAUAUAAAAGCACAA